Microstroma glucosiphilum is the source of this 1842-nucleotide messenger RNA. RefSeq lists its product as hypothetical. Gene Ontology annotation, cellular component: nucleus. The record is from RefSeq and is a predicted model, not a curated record. Gene Ontology annotation, biological process: regulation of DNA-templated transcription; DNA-templated transcription. The annotation marks the transcript as partial. Gene Ontology annotation, molecular function: zinc ion binding; DNA-binding transcription factor activity, RNA polymerase II-specific; transcription cis-regulatory region binding. Lineage: Eukaryota; Fungi; Basidiomycota; Exobasidiomycetes; Microstromatales; Microstromataceae. The transcript has 2 exons.
GAUUCGCCGCAGAGUGCAUCGGCGGCAGCAGCAGCAGCAGCAGCGGCGGCGGCGGCGGCAACCAACAACUCGAGCAAGGUGUCAUGUCUAGCCUGUCGAAGGGCGAAGCGCAAGUGCCACACACCGGAUACGAAUACGAUAUGUCGUCGCUGCAAUGCCCAUCGGCUGCUCUGUGAAUAUCGCGAGCAUCGUCGGGGCCAGAGGAAGAGGAAAGAGGGACCGCAUGAUACCGGAGAGGAUGAAGAAGCGGAUACUUCUGCAGUCAACGCAGCUUGGGUUGAUCCUCUACCCAGAGAGAAGGAGCCCAGACUCGAAGCGAGCGACGCCCUCUCGGCUUCACCCACUCGCCCAGCUACCACCAAUGCGCAAUCGGCUUCAGCUGCGGGUCUGCAAACUGUGCGACCACGCCUGCCAUCUCUCUCGCAACUGCACGCGUCUGUAUCAACUCAUCGCAGCCCACAGUCUCCCUCCUCUUCCAAUUCUCUCGAAGGCCCUCACCAUUACAAUCCGUUCUCGAUGGGUCCUUUCUCCAGUUCAUCUUUGCCACAAUCGUCCUCUACACGCAGGCCCAACAUACACUUCUCCCACAUCAUCCACAGCGACGAGAAUGCGUCUCCCUCUGCUCGAGAGCAUACUAUACUACAGAAGAUGCUGUAUCAACCACCUUGCCCAGAUCCAAUUGCGGUUGGGCUCUUGGCAGAGUCAGAAUGCGCCGAGCUCUUUGACUUCUAUUUUCGCUACCUCAACGUCACCAUCGCUAUGCUCGACCCUGCCAUUCAUGGCUGGCGUGACUGUCGUCAGAAGUCUACCCUCCUCUUCACCGCGGUCCUGACAGUAUCUUCGAGAACCGUGCGGCCAAAGGUGUAUCAGUCCUGCCUUCUCUUGGCGAACAAGCUCGUAGCACAGGCCGUUGAGUCGGGCGUUUCGAACAUCGAAGUGGUGCAAGCGUUGAAUAUUCUGGCGCAGUGGAAGAAGGCUGACGACUCUUCAAGCUGGCGCCGGGUGGGCUACGCCAUUCGCAUGGCUCAGGAGCUCAAGCUGCAUCUCAAGUCACCAAGACCCCUGCCAGCGGACGAGAUUCAGGCUCGGCAUGUCCUCAACAAGGAGCGCACUUGGCUGAACCUGAUCAUCGCGGACUACCAUCUCGCCAUCCAUCACUCAUUGCCCCGAAUGAUGGGAGAAGAAGGAGCAGCGGAUCCCACAGAGUGGAUCACUUCUGAUCAUCCUACGAUCUCUACGCCUGGAGAGAUUGUGCUAGCUCCGACGGUGGCGUUUAGUCGAAUGUGCCGACUGUAUGCAGACAUGCUGGCCGGCAUGAAUGGCGACGCUUCGAAUCUGCGGAUGCUCAAGUGGGUGGAGCAGGAGUGGCAGCGCUGGAGAGCAAAAUGGCUACUGCACCCCAUUGGCUUUGGAUUUGUUCCACAGCAGAUGUCUACCUUGAAGCUCUUCGACGCCUACUAUCGGUUCCACAUUUGCGAAUAUCGCCUCCUUUAUGCUGCACGCUAUCGUACCUCGGAGCAAGUCCUUGAUCCAGGCGAAGCGAGACCACUUGCCUUUGCAUUUGGCGACUGCACCGAUGCUGCGCUUGCUCUUUCUCGCGUCUUUCAGGAGGACUUCGCCCAGCCUGGACACCUGACCUAUUGCUUCAAUCUCACGUGGGUCAGCUUGGCAGUGACCAGUAUCUGGCUUGUCAAGAAUUACGCCAGUAUGCCCAUAGCCGAUCGAUCUCGGAUCUUUGAUGUCCUUUCCAACGUCGCAAGGUCUUCGGAAGAGGCUUCGAAGACACCAGACGAUAUGCCUGCAUACAUGCAUCGUCUCCUGAAGCAUCUUCUCUCUGGGAUU